AUGAAGAGGCGAGAAAAGAAGAUGCUCAAUCGAGGCCUGGAGGACGAGAUGGAAGUGUGGGGGUAUCGUUGGUGUGUGUGGAAACUGAUCUUGGUGGGCAUCGGUGCCCUUUGCACCGGCGGUCUCUUACUGCUCGUCCUCUACUGGCUGACAAGUUGGGGGGUUAAAGCCACCUGCGCCAGAAGCUCGCUGCGGAAAGCUCAAGUAGUGCUGCUGAGAACCACGGAUGAUUUUAAGCUAUGGUUUCGCGCCAGGGUACGUGUGAUGUUGGCGCCUGGGACGACACCCUUUGAGAGCGUGGAACCUAACUCCACCAAUUCGUUAUUGAACGUAGACGACCGCCAGCGCGUCAAAGGCGAUCCAUGUAAGGAGCACUGCGGGAACUUCAGAAACGCAGCGUCCGCCAAGGUCCACUACUUUACUCACCACAACAUCAAAUACUUCUGGCGUGAACGGACACAGAACUUUGAGUCUUACAAGGGUUUAGGGGACACCAAUGCCAGCUGUGGAGAAAUUCAGACUCAGCACAGUUCCGGACUCAGCAAAACGCUCCAGGCCUACAGAGCUUUGUUCUUCGGUGACAACGAGAUUGACGUCAAGAUUCCGCCCUUACCCAAACUUUUUGUCAAAGAGGUCUUGAAUCCCUUUUACAUCUUCCAACUCUUCAGUUUUAUUCUGUGGAGUCUUGAGGAUUACUACCUUUAUUCUUUGUCCAUGUUUUUAUUGACCGUUCUUGUCAUCGGCGCCUCUUUGUACAGCAUUCGAAGGAAUUAUGUGAAAUUACGUAAAAUGGUGGUAGUGCACAGCAAGGUACACGUUUCGGUGUGCAGAGGAAAUGAAGACAUCGAACAGGUGGUGUCCUCCAAGCUGGUGCCCGGUGACAUCCUAACUGUUCCGGCCAACGGGAUGUACAUGCCUUGCGACGCUGUGCUUAUUUGCGGCACCUGCACUGUGGAUGAGAGCAUGUUGACAGGGGAGAGCGUGCCUCUUAUGAAAACCAGCGUUCCGAGCACGGGCGAGAAGGCCAAGCACGUCUACAGUACAGAAGACCACAAGCACCACACCCUUUUCUGCGGUUCCCAAGUCAUCCAAAGCCGUUUCCGCGGCGACGAGCCGGUCAAGGCGGUGGUGGUCCGAACGGGCUUCAGCACAGAAAAGGGCCAGCUGGUGCGUUCCAUUCUUUACCCCAAACCCACCGCCUUCAAGCUGCACCGCGACGCCGUGCACUUCAUGAUGUGUAUGGGGGUCGUGGCGGCCAUCGGCUUCGUCUUCGCCAUCAUCAGCGACGUCGCCAACGAGGUUCCAGUCACUUACAUCGUCUUUAAUUGUUUGAACAUCAUCACCGUCGUCCUGUGUCCGAUAUUACCCGUGACCUUGACUGUCGGUCUUUACGAAGCGCAGCAGCGCAUGAAGCGAAUGGGCAUCUUUUGUGUCAGCCCGCUAAGGAUUAACAUCACGGGUCAGCUCAACCUCAUCUGCUUUGACAAGACUGGAACCCUUACGGAGGACAGUUUGGACUUGUGGGCAAUUCAGAAAGCUGAAAAUGGAAUGUUUUCUCCCCCGGACACUAAGGUUGUAACGGAGAGUUUAGCAAACACUUUUUUUGCCUGCAUGUCCACUUGCCACUCGCUGACCACCGUUGAGGGUAAACUCUGCGGAGACCCUUUGGAUCUCAAGGUGUUCACUGCCACAGGCUCGAUUUUGGAGGAGCCCACAGAGAAACAGAAUGAAAUUUACAUGAACAUUUCCAGUCUCGUGAGACAUCCGGAGCAGUCGAGCGAACUGGGCACGGUGCGGCAGUUCCCCUUCUCGUCGGCGCUGCAGAGAAUGAGCGUGGUGGUCCAGCAGCUGGGACAAAAGCACUUGGACGUCUACAUGAAAGGAGCGCCGGAGACGGUGGCCAACCUCUGCAAAGCGCACACGGUCCCCCAGAAUUUCACCCAGACUCUGGAAAGUUACACCCAGAAGGGCUUCAGGGUUAUCGCCCUGGCGCAUCGUCAACUGGAGUCUGAACUGUCUUGGCCUCAAGUCCGGAGUCUCAGCCGCGAGCAGGUGGAGACCGACGCAGACUUCCUGGGUCUGAUCAUCUUGCUGAACAAAAUCAAAGAACAGACUGCCGACGUCUUGCUCGACUUGCGACGAGCCAAUAUUCGGACUUUAAUGGCUACGGGUGACAACAUGUUGACGGCGGUGUCGGUGGCCCGGAGCUGCGGGAUGAUUCGAGACCACGAGAAAGUCAUCGUCGCUGACGCCGUGCCUCCCGACGAUCGAUAUCCCGCCAGCGUCACCUGGCGCUAUUCCGAGAACCCCGUUCCCUGCGGCGAUCGGAUGCCAGAGAUCGGCUUUGCCGGCGACGGGUCGCAAAGUACGGAGGACCCGGGCUAUCAUUUUGCGCUGAGCGGCCAAGCCUACGCUGUCAUCAAUGAACACUUUCCAGAACUUGUGCCCAAGCUUCUCCUGAGAGCUACAGUGUUUGCCCGAAUGACUCCAGACCAGAAGACUCAGCUGGUCCAAAGCCUGCAGAAUAUGGAUUACAUUGUUGGGAUGUGUGGCGAUGGCGCAAAUGACUGCGGGGCCUUAAAGAAAGCUCACAGUGGGAUCUCUCUUUCGGAGCUGGAGGCCUCUGUGGCUUCCCCAUUCACUUCCUCCAUCCCAAACAUCUCUUGCGUUACCGCCAUCAUCAGGGAGGGCCGCGCCGCUCUCGUCACAUCUUUCUGCGUCUUCAAGUUCGUGGCCCUUUACAGCCUGAUUGCAUUUCUUGCCAUGAUUCAGCUCUAUGCGGUUUUCAGCAAUUUGGGGGAUUACCAGUUUCUUAUUUUGGAUCUGUGCUCUGGUAUAUUACUCCCCUGUACCAUUUGUCUGAACCCUACGUGUCCGAAGCUAUCGCGGAGCGUCCCCCCGACGCGGCUGAUUUGCGCCCCGGUGCUCUUUUCCAUUCUGUCGCAGACCUUCAACUGCCUCCUCUUCCAGAUAGUGGGUGUAUACUUGGUGCAAAAACAGCCGUGGUAUGAGACCACUGACCCAAAUUUCUGCUUUAGGAGCGAGACCAACAAUGAUGAUCUCUUCAGCUUCGACGUGAUUGAAAGCGAUGAUGUCUAUGUCAGGACCUUUGAAAACACCACCCUUUUCUAUAUCAUCUACUUCCAGUGUAUAGCUGUGGCCAUUGCCUUUAUCAAAGGCAGACCCUUCAGAGAACCAACGUAUAAAAAUUGGGUAUUUAUUUUGAGCUGCGUCAUCCUGGGUGGGGCAGUCCUAUUCAUCAUGCUCUAUCCCAUUCAAUUCAUCGAUGACCAUUUGAUGAUUUCGUGCGUUCCCUACAACUGGCGCUUGACGCUCAUCAUCUUUAUUGCGGCACACGCCCUUGUGGCCAUCGUACUGGAGAAUGUCAUCGUUGACGUCCUGUGGAAUAUCAUUGCCACCAAAGUGCGCGCAAUGAGGAGCGGCAAACCCAGGGCUGUUAAACCAAAGCAGAUGGUGACUGACCAGAAGAGAUGUGGCUUCUUCUCCAAAGCCUUUUGUUGUAAAAAGCGCCCCCUAAAGAUUAAAUACAAGAGUCUGGCUCUGAAAUUGAUGGAAGAGGCGGACUGGCCUCCCGCACCCUCUUCUACCACCUAUUCCAGCGCUCCUCACCUGCGCACCUCUGUCGCCCUUUGA
Messenger RNA from Nerophis lumbriciformis (worm pipefish), 3654 nucleotides. NCBI's taxonomy places the organism in Eukaryota, Metazoa, Chordata, Actinopteri, Syngnathiformes, Syngnathidae. The record is from RefSeq and is a predicted model, not a curated record.